This is a messenger RNA of Telopea speciosissima, 1521 nucleotides long. RefSeq names its product protein ROH1-like. The record is from RefSeq and is a predicted model, not a curated record. Lineage: Eukaryota; Viridiplantae; Streptophyta; Magnoliopsida; Proteales; Proteaceae. The transcript has a single exon. Bases 199 to 1467 code for a protein of 422 amino acids.
AACGGUCUCUGCACUCCAUUUCUUCCACCCAAAUAAAGCUCGCAAAGAAAGCUAUCUAUAGACACAUAUAUAACUGUCAAAGCUAUUCUUCGUCUCAUCCUUCUCUGUCUCUGCUUCUCUUCCUCGUUUGACUCUCGCAAUCUUCUCUAUAACCUCUCCAUUCCCUAUUUAAUAAAAGAAGAAGGUCAGGAGAAAAAAAUGCCCGCAACGGAAUUCCAGGGUUCCUCCGUUCCCUUAGGAUUUUUAAGCCGGCCGAUCCUCAGUAUCCGCAGAAACCAAAUCGUCUCCAUGGAAGGAAACUCAGACCAAGAUGAUUUCGAGCUCUUUCAGAAACAUGUCUCCGAUCGUUUCCUCGAUCUCUCCUCCUCCCUCACCACCACUACCACUACCACUACCACCUCCUCCGACGCUGCUGCCUCUGCCGCCACCAGCAACGAUGUCGACAACUUCCUUUCCAUCGCUUGGCUCCGGAAGCUUCUCGACGUAUUCCUCUGUUGCGAAGCCGAGUUCAAGGCUGUCAUCUUCCUCGGCCGCGACGCUUCCCAAAUGUCCAAGCCUCCCCUUGAUCGCCUUACCCCUGAAUUGCUCGAUCGCACGGUCAAAGCCCUCGACAUCUGCAACACCAUCACCCAUGGCAUCGAGAUGCUCCACCAUUGGCAGAAACUGGCUGAGAUCGCACUCUCGGCACUCAAACAGAGUCCUCUAGGAGAAGGCCAGGUUCGGCGUGCAAAGAAGGCUUUGCAUUCGCUGCUCUCCUCCAUGACCAUCGACGACAAGGACGCUGCGACCAGUAAGAUGGCGGAACGGACGUGGUCUUUCGGCCGGAGAGGGUCAGGUUCCGCUGCCAUAGCCGCCGCUGUUUCCAAGGAGCGGAGACCUGCCGGGCCUCCCCGGCUGUUCACUUCGUGGAGCGUUCCGAAGAACUGGUCAGCUUCCAAGCAAAUCCAAGCGAUGUCCUCCAAUCUGGUGAUACCACGUGGGACGGACUCUACAGGAAUGGCCAUGCCAGUCUUCAUCAUGAGCACGGUUCUGGUGUUCGUGGCGUGGACCUUGGUGGCGGCGAUCCCGUGCCAGGACCGGACCGGACUCCUGACCCAUUUCGCUCUGCCUAGGCAGCUGGGCUGGGCGGGACCCAUAAUUGGGUUGCAGGAAAGGAUCUCAGAGGAGUGGAAGAAGAAGGAGAAGAAGAAAUCCGCAGGGUUACUGGACGAGAUGCAGAGGUUGGAGAGGUGUGGGCAAUCGUUGAUGGAAUUGACGGACUCGAUUCAGUUCCCGGCGGAAGAGGAGAAGUUAGAGGAGAUAGGUGUGCAGGUGACUGAGUUGGCGGAGAUGUGCAAGAAGAUGGAAGAAGGUUUGCUUCCCUUGCAGAGGCAACUCAGGGAAAUGUUUCACCGGAUCGUGAGAAGCAGGACAGAGAUCCUUGGUGUCUUGGAACAAAACGAUAAACAUUCCUCGCUGGUUUUGUAACCAAAUGGGUAACAGACAAAUAUUCCUUGGAAAUUUUAAUUCAAUCUUUUCUUC